AUUUCUCAGUCCCUUGAAUAUGCUUAUUGGCGGUACUGUGGUGGUGCUGGUGUUCAUGGGGUUUGUGUGGGUAUCGCACAACAAGGAUAUACUCCGCAGACUGAAGAAGCAGUACCCAACCACAUUUGUAGUGGUCAUCAUGCUGUCUAGCUACUUCUUGAUCUCCUAUCUGGGAGAUGUCAUGGUGUUCAUGUUUGGGAUCACGCUUCCUCUCCUCUUGAUGUUUGUCCAUGCUUCUCUGAGGCUCCGGAACAUAAAGAACAAGCUGGAGAACAAGAUGGAAGGAAUAGGCUUGAAGAAGACCCCGAUGGGCAUCAUACUGGAUGCUCUAGAACAGCAAGAGGAUAGUAUCAACAAACUGGCUGACUACAUAUCUAAAGUGAAGGAGUAAGCAGCUGCAACGUGGCAUUUUUACCUGUUGCAGGAGCGUAGUUGCUAUUUACUAUUGUUCAAGCUUGCUUUCAGUUUGUGUUCAAAAUAGGAAAUUCACGUGGUACAGCGUAAUAGUUGCAGGAUACAGGUAUUCCAAGGUCUUCAGGGGUCCUUUGAGAACAUAAGAGCAGCAACUUCUUUUUUUCUAUUGUAUAGCAAAAUGUUCUGGUGUUUACACAAAUACAUACUAACUUAAACAUGUUUGCUUGUCUCUUCUUCUGGGGGUAGAAGAGGAAGAGAUGGAAAUCUAUGGAAUGCAGUCUCUCAAACUGUCUUGUAGCAAACUUGUCUAUUAGUAAGAGUAACACCCCUUUCACCUGAGUUCUACAAGAUGGCAGUUUUGCAAGUUUAUGCUGGGUAGCACCUCCAGGCUGGCAAUAGUCAAGGUGAGCUGGGAUGUAUCAGAAGAAGGUCUCUCUUGCAUCCUCCAGGUCUCUCACUUGAGUGGUCUGUAUUGAGACCAUGUUGCUAGCUUAACAGGGAAGCAGUAAAACUGCAAUACUUGUAACAAAUAUGGGUUCCUGUUCU
This is a messenger RNA of Balearica regulorum gibbericeps (East African grey crowned-crane), 960 nucleotides long. The record is from RefSeq and is a predicted model, not a curated record. Lineage: Eukaryota; Metazoa; Chordata; Aves; Gruiformes; Gruidae.